Molecule: messenger RNA, 657 nt
Organism: Rhodamnia argentea
Lineage: Eukaryota; Viridiplantae; Streptophyta; Magnoliopsida; Myrtales; Myrtaceae
Product: citrate-binding protein-like
Exons: 2
Coding region: 1-657 (218 amino acids)
Source: RefSeq, a predicted model, not a curated record
AUGACAAUCCUUGCAAUUCUUUUGUGCUUGAGCCUCGGUUAUUUGGUGCCACACCAAGUUGAUGCUCAGACGCAGAUUCAUCCGUCAGUAGGGUUCUUGCCUAUUCCGCUGAAUCAAUCCAACUUCGUCGUGCAAAGGUCGUAUGACGUGCCGGUAGAUCAGAGAUACAGCUUCAAAGAUGGAGCUCACACGCUGUACGUGUUCGACACCGACAAGCCUCACUCCCCCACAAGCAAAACCGGGCCACGCACCAAAGUUCGUAUCCAUGGAUAUGACUAUUCCUCCGGAGUGUGGCAAUUCGAAGGGCAAGGAUACGUGCCAAGCGGAACGACGGGCGUCUGCAUCAUGCAAGUGUUCGGGACCGUUGGUCACGAGACGACCGCCAUGCUUCGGGUCUACAAUGGCACACUGUACUACCACAGUCGCCAAGUCUUGGUUGAGAACAUCUACGAUAGAUGGUUCCAGCUCAAUGUGAUCCACGACAUCGACGACUCCAAUGUGAAGAUCUACAUCGACGGCCAACUCAAGUAUGAGGCUCCGGGCAGCGGCGGGGCUUCUCACUAUUUUAAGUUCGGGGUUUAUAGUCAAGAUAAUAAAUCUCACUGCAUGGAGUCACGUUGGAAGGACGUUAAGGUUCUCAAGAUGUUGACGUUCUGA